Messenger RNA from Ilyonectria robusta, 2847 nucleotides. RefSeq lists its product as uncharacterized. The record is from RefSeq and is a predicted model, not a curated record. The coding region runs from base 1 to 2847 and encodes 948 amino acids. Gene Ontology annotation, molecular function: protein binding. Lineage: Eukaryota; Fungi; Ascomycota; Sordariomycetes; Hypocreales; Nectriaceae. The transcript is spliced from 4 exons.
AUGGCUGCGGAGGCUGCCGGCGACGAGGCUGCCCCCGCACCCAAGACUGCGCUCACCUUCCUGGACUUGCCACCCGAGACCCAACUAGAGAUCCUGUCCCAUUGCUCCCAAUCCGAUCUCAUCUGCGUCGCACUCGUCUCGAAGCACUUCCACGAGCUCGCCUCCGCCCAUCUGUACCGCAGCUUCAACAUCCUCUUCCCCGAUGAAGAUGACCUGAGGUUCGAAUGUCCCAUUGACGGCCUCGCUGGUGGCCUCGAUGCCUUCACCACGAGCGAUUAUAACUAUGCCAAACAUCUCAAGGAACUGUCCAUGGACACUGUGAGCACAGGCGCUAAGGCCGAGCAUGCUUACAAGCCAUACUUGUACAGCGCUAGUUGCGGCAAGUUCUUGAAUACUCUGUUGUUCUUGACCAUCAAGAAGGCCAAGUCUCUCGAGAUUUUCCGCUGGCGAGUCUUACUAUACUACUCCCCCCCUCUACCACUGGUGCUUGAUGAUGCGCCGGCUCCGACUCACUGGUCCGACCUCCCGCCACCGCCCCCAGUCUUCCCGGUUCCUAUUGGGAACACGAUCCCAACCACCGUUUCGAGCGGGCCUUCACAUACUCUUCUACCGACGUCCAAGUCCAAGACCAAGGUUGGGAAGCGCACUCCUGUGUUGAUACGGGAACCCCCAACACUCUCAGGCUUCAAGAAACUAAAAACUCUCUCUGUCCUCGACAUCGACAGUCUGGACGUGGUAACUGAGCUCAAGACAUGUGUUCGCAACUCAUCAGCCACCUUGAACGAACUACACCUAUCUCUGUCCGACUCUUUAGCAUUACAGGCCCGUCGACCACCGCCAGACUCCGAUCCGGAUGAUUCGGACGUGGAUGAUGAGUUUCAAGUCGUCCCAGCCUCCCAAGGCUCUAACUUUGAAGCGAGCGGGUCUUCAAAGACCUUCCGUUCGCAAGAAGAGCGCAAACUCCAAGAGUCUGUCUUGGGGAGGAUCUUUGAUGUCGAGCCAUUCAUCGUCAAGAAGUCACAGUUUCAGAAGAACCCUCGAGAUGCCGCGAGUAGCAACGACAAAAGAGAGGACUCUGAACAUGACGAGACGGCAGAUCCCCGGGAAGAAUUCAUCUCAUCGAUGAGAGGUGUUUCCUCCAAACUGAUGUCUCUCAGCAACGGCUCGCGAGACUUCUCUACUGAACAACAGGAUAUCCUUGACACAAUCGAAAAGGCGGCCAGAAAGUACAUCGAAUCAGACAGCCUUCCGGCCAAAGUCUCAGAUGAUGCAUCCCCUGCGGCAACCAAGGACAGUGAAGGUUCUAAAAAGGAUGAGACCAGCAAGAAUCUUCAGUUGGAAAAUAAGGAUUCUUCAAGUUCGACAGCCUCCAGCAGCCGGCCCAAGGGCAAGAAUGUUGAAGGCGAGGUGUCCCCCGAGGAUAUCGAAAUUGAGCAUUUGGAUGUGGUGGACGACGCAGACGACGAUUCUGAUGGUCAGGCUGCAAAGGACGUUGACGAGAAGUCUCGGGAGUUAGCGUCAGCAAUUAACAGUUCCGGAGCACCUGGGUCCAGCUCAAGUACCGGAAUGAACCGCGCUAUCACAAAUUUGGCAGCCCAGUUGACAAACACAGAAACGCUUUCAGCGAAGCUCGGUCACUUUCAGAAGCAAGCGGAUGACCUCGGCCAGAAACUUAAGGGCAUGUCUACUGAGGACACUGACGCUACUAUUGUCCAGGUCAACGAAGCAGAAUCCCAGCUUAAGGAACUUCUUCUGUCUAUCGUCGACAUCCAACAGCAAAUCAAGACAGCAGAGGCCGAAAUUUUGGAUGCAACAAGGCAGCUACCAACUCAUCCCAAGGAGGCCAGUGCUGAACAAAACCGACGGUCCAUGGAAGACUACAUCCGAGAUACUCGCGGGGUUUCGCUGGAGACUUUGAGCAUCCAUCUAAUUCCUGUCAAAGCAUCCGUGUUGUCGAGGGCUAUGGACUUGCGUUGCAUCAAGAAUCUCACACUCCUCAACGUCGGCAAUCAAGCCCCUAUUUGGACGUUGUUGGCUAAGGAGAACAAGGUCCACCCGUUGGCUCUGCGCAGUGUCUUCACCGACAAUGUGUCUACUGCGUUCCUAACCUGCAUGUCGCAACUAGAGGAGUUGCAUGAACUAUUUAUGCUCGAACGCAGCUCAAAGUACAAGCCAGAGAGCUUUGCCCCUAAAGCUACAAUCACAAUUGAUCAAAUCCGUCGGCUUGUCCUCAAGAAGCACAUGAUGACUUUGAAGCGGUUGAUGAUCAAAGAUGAGUCAAAUGGUUCCAAUUGGGAUGUGAACCAAAAGGCCAUGAUUCUCAUAUGUAACCGGGGAACUCAGCUCGAAGAAUUGGCUAUCAGUAUGAACAUCCACGCUGUGCAUGCUUUUAUGCAAUACUUCUCCGGGUUGGUGAAUCUGCGAGCGAUCCACAUUCUUCAUUUCAGAAACAACGACACAUGCAUAUGGGUCAUGCGCGAGAUUCUGAAUUUCAUCGUUGACAACCUCUCCCACCAUCCUGAGCUUAAGCUUGAGUGGAUCGCUAUGGAAGAUGACCGGCUAGAUCGUGUCAUUCGACCUUCGGAGACGGCCAAGAAGGGAGAGGAGGAGUCGAAGAGGAGAGACAAGGGCAAGGGAAAGGCUAUCCUUGGUCCCAUCCACAACAAUGAUGAUCUUCCGGUGCUUCCAAUGAGCGACUGGGGCUCGGAUACUGACAGCGAUGAGGACGACGAUGAUGCGUUUCACUGCGGGAAACGGCUUCGUCUCAAGACUGUGGGAGUGCUGCAGUUCUACGAUGUUUGGGGCGUCAAGAUCUUUGACAAGGAGAUUCGAACUGGGCGACUUUGA